GCGCGAAGGACUGUGGGACCCGCUUGCAGGCGCCACGGGUUCUCGCGUUGCCGUGGAAACCACCCGCCAGCCAGGCUCCAAGGGGGAAAAGACGUCUGUUCAAGAUGGCGGAGGACCUGGACGAGCUUCUGGAUGAAGUCGAGACCAAGUUCUGCAGACUCGACCCCCUGAGGCUGGACCUGGGUGAGCUGCCCAAAGGCGGCGGCACGCACAGCGGUGACCGGAACGGAGCCCAGGAGAAAGAGACUCUCAGAUCAACAGAAACAUUUAAAAAAGAAGAGGAUCUUGACAGUCUUAUUAAUGAAAUAUUCGAGGAGCCUAACUUUGACAAAAAGUCUUUUCAAAAAUUUAAAUCUAAAUCUUCAAGUAACACAUCUGUCAGAGCUCCCAUUCAAGGCCUUAGUAAAAGUUGCAGUCCAGUGUAUCUCAGUGGAAGCACCAUUCCAUGUGGGAUUGGAACAAGUACUUCACAGAGAGCAUGUGACCGACUGCGUUGCGUGGCCUGUGACUUCCGGAUAGUGAGCUACAAUGACUAUAUGUGGGACAAGUCAUGUGAUUAUCUGUUCUUCAGAAACAACAUGCCAGAAUUCCACAAACUCAAAACAAAGCUGAUCGAGAAGAAAGGAGCACGGGCGUAUGCCUGCCAGUGUAGCUGGAGAACCGUUGAAGAACUCACUGACCUGCAGACAGAUCAUCAGCUUCGCUGGGUUUGUGGUAAACACUAAGAAUGCAGACCGUUCACAUUCCGAUAGCCGCACCGGUGAGAACAAGUUCCACGGACCAAACUUGGGUACCAGUACAUAGCAGUAUUGUGCCCUUUGGGAAAAGGCAACGAGUUUUGUGUAACUACAGACAUUUGUGAAGACCAAAAGGACUGGGAAAGACAAGUGUACUGUGACACCUUGGCAUUCUUCCUUGUGACGUGGACAUUUUACUUAGUAGGUUCAAGUAUUUGAGUCACCAGCCUGUCUCCUUUUAGGGAUUGAAAUUGUGACAUUUCAUGGAAAUUUACAGCUUUUCCAUCGCAGCGGCCAUACCGACUACUAGUGCACUCUAAACGUCCCUCGUGUAUCAUUGCUGUUAAAGAAUACCCACUGACAGACAGCGAGAGAGGUCAUUGUAUGUGAGUGUUCAUGGCUCUCUCUAUUCUGACCCAUCAGUAUCAGAGACUGUAAGUUGAACAUGACAAAAAAGCAGAUGACCAUUGGUUAGCUGAGGGGUUGUCAAGAGUACAGAAACAUUGUAACCCUGCCUUAUAUGUUUCUCAUCUUGCCUCACCAACUCAAUUCAGUAUUGUGCAUAAUAGUAAUACUGAUGUCACCAGUUUUAGCAUAUUCCCUCCUUUGCUCAUUGAAAUAUCAAAAGUUGUUUUGUUUUCUAUUAGCAUAUACAUACAUAUGUAUGUAUAUAUAUAUAUAUAUAUAUAUAUAUGAUUUUUGAUGCAACUAAAGUUACUAAAAUCCUCCAAAUAUGUCGUUGUUGAACUUUUCAAGCAUACUCCAUAACUCUAAAUGAGCAGCAGUAAGAUGAUUUUCCGACAACUGAGAUGGGUGGAACUGUAUCACAGUAACAUGUUCAAGAAAUGCAGUGCCUCAGUUUACCUCCCGACCCCAUAGACAUUUCAGGGCUUUUCUAGUCUGC
Arvicanthis niloticus (Nile rat) is the source of this 1641-nucleotide messenger RNA. The record is from RefSeq and is a predicted model, not a curated record. Lineage: Eukaryota; Metazoa; Chordata; Mammalia; Rodentia; Muridae.